Messenger RNA from Orbicella faveolata, 1071 nucleotides. Its product is annotated as dolichyl-diphosphooligosaccharide--protein glycosyltransferase subunit 2-like. Gene Ontology annotation, cellular component: membrane; oligosaccharyltransferase complex. Lineage: Eukaryota; Metazoa; Cnidaria; Anthozoa; Scleractinia; Merulinidae. The record is from RefSeq and is a predicted model, not a curated record. Gene Ontology annotation, biological process: protein N-linked glycosylation.
GUUUUUUUCUGACAAUGCUUUUUUGAAAAAAAUAAUUACACUACUCAUUGUUGGGGUCAUUCUCUGUCAUCUGGAAAAAGGAUUUCAAACGCUUGAUAUCAGGAAGUAUCUUUUUUUUUGGAAGAACAUCCAUGUUCAAUCAAGCAGAGACCAGAUUUUCUAUUUUCUGUGGCAGGUGAAAGUCAAAGUUGUCACAAAGGUCAAUGUAGAAGACGUAGAGUUGUCAGUUGUUGACAAAGAGCAGAACAUCAAAUCCAAGACUCUCAGUGUCAAGUAUCCUACUGCUAUUACCAGCGUGAUUGAAGCCGACUACCAUCAGAAAGUGGUGAUGAAGUUUUCACUGAAGAGUGAAUCAUCUGGAGAACUGUUCACUCCUCAUCAGGCUUUUGUUAGGCUCACCAAUCAGAAAACAAAGCAAGAAAUUUUCUUUGUUGCUGAGCCGGAGCCGAGCAAGGUGUUCAAGUUUGAUUUGGAUGUUGGUGCCACUGCCAAAGACUCCUUUGGUUCACUUUCUGGAAAAUACAAGAUGGACCUCAUUGUUGGAGAUGCUGUCAUUCAGAAUCCUUUUGAGUGGAAUGUUGGUGUUCUGUCAUUAACAUUUGGUGAAGAUGCAGCCAAGCCAAGCAAGGACAAGGACGCCAUGUACAGUGCUAGACCUAAAAUCGAGCACAUGUUCCGCAUUCCAGAGAAGCGUCCUCCAAAGGCUGUGUCCACCGCCUUCACUGUACUUGUUUUCCUUCCACUCGUUAUUAUGCUUAUUGUGUGGAUCAAGCUGGGAGCGAACCUAUCGAAUUUCCAGUUUUCUCUUGGAUCAAUUGUCUUCCACUUAGGACUGGGUGGUAUAUUUGUACUAUACUACUGUUUCUUUGUCAGCCUGAACAUGUUCACCACUCUUAAAAUCUUGGCUCUUAUUGGUGGCCUCACGUUCCUUGGCGGCAACAGUCUCUUGAGUAACAUCGCAGCCCGCAGGGGAAAACGUCCUGCGAUGUAAAAGAAUUAGGCUUGCUUUAUAUUGUUCAUUUUUACGAAGUGCUCAUUGUUCAAUAAAGUAAUUCUUUAAAAUAAUGAUAA